AUGGGGCUAGUACACCUGCGAAGGCAUGCCUUGCAAACUCUGAGGCUGCUUGAUUUUACUCAUCUUGUUUGUGGGUCGCAGUUCUACCAGGAAGAUAUCGUAAAGAGGAAAGAUAACUUGGACCCAGCCUAUGGUGUCGUACUGAGGUCUUGGCACGAUGCUGAAGACGUUCCACUUCCACCGGACCACCUUGACCCACUCAUGCGCCCGUUAAAGCGAGGGGAAGUGGGAGUGUCAUUUUUCUCUGGGGGUGCUCGCGAUAUCCUUCCGGAGUCCAUGUUCACACUCGUGGAUCGUAUGUUCCAGCCAGGAGAUCUAUGUAAGAAGAGCAUCAACGAUGUCCAGUCCGGGGUGGUCACCAGCGUAGACGUACGUGCGCGCCUAGACCAUGCAAUUAGUGGAGAGCAUGUCCCGGGAUGGAAGACCAUGGAUGACAUAGAGAGUCCAGCAGAUGUAGAUAUCGGAGAUUAUGUGACAUAUGACCAUUGGAUUGGCCAGCUGUUUGACGAAGCUGUUAUCGACGUUUCUGAUGGAAAACUUGCCCGUCUACCUGAAAUUUCCUCCAGGCUGUCUGUUGGGGAUAUGGGUAGCGACAUCAUUCCGCACCCCAGUACCGUCUCAAACCUCUUCGGUGGUCUCUUUGGCCGGCACAAUUCCGUAUCUGAUACCGUCGUCCAUGUUAAGCACACGGUCCUUGCGGUUUCGUGGCUUGCCAUCGACCAAUCUCUCCCACCGGAAACCGCUGCGGGAGCAAGCCGACCGCAACGUUUCUGGCACGGAGAGGAUAUGGGGAAGCUCAAGCUCGUGCGGAGUAGAGCGGAACAGAUGAUGCGCGUCGCCGAUAAGGUCACUCUAAGAGACGGGCCCGGUAUACCGUACACAGUCCACGGGAAGGCCGGAGAACCAUGGGGUCUCAUCCAAGUCCGAGUAUACGUGGUCAGAGUCACCCAGAGUACUGUCCAUGUUCUGUGGCAGGAUGGAUCAACAGAAACACUCCUCGCCACUGAGCUCAUCCCUUACCUCAAUCCUGACGAAUAUGACUGUUGGCCUGGUGAUCACGUACUUUGGAAAGGUGAAGAUGAGAAGCGCGCGGCCGUUGUUCAAUCUGUCAAUGCACGCGACCGCACGGCAGAUGUCGUCUUCUCCGAUACAGAUAGCCGCGAGCUCGUCUCCGUCUUGGAAUUAGAUCCUCACGGGACGGGCGAUUGGUCUGCCACUUCGCCGACUACGUUCGAUGGACUCGGUCUGCGCCGAGGUGACUUUGUAUUCAUCGGCGAGUCAAACGGCAUGGAACCUCCUAGGGUACCGCGAAUAGGUGAAGUCGAAAUGUGGGUCAGGGAGGCGCCUGUUAUGGAUGAGCGAGGGCAGCUUGGGGGCUGGCGGAAAGAGAUGUCAGAUAUGGGGCACGACAUCGCCCGGAAGAGAGAGACGGAGAAGACUGUUGAAGGAAAGAUCUUACGGCCGUCGAGCGGUGACACGUCGUUGAAUUGGUUUGGAGAAGUUUCCGAUCGACGAUUCUCUCAUCAGUUACGGUUAGAUGGUUCGGUCGAGGUGACCUUCCCCAACGGCUUGACGGCGAUUUUCCCUCUUCAACGUUUAACGCGAUUAUACGACACGAUGGAACAACUAGAGGAUAUCUGGGGAGACGAAAUGCAGGGCGAAACGGAGGAAGGGAGACACCCGCACGAAGAGGACUUCUGGGCGAUGGACGAGGACGGUAAUUGGCAACAGGGGACAGGAGAAGACGACGAGGAUUGGGAAGAGGAGGAUGAAGAAGGAAACGAGGAUAUGACAGUAGAUGAGGAGGGGUGGGACUUUGAUCCAGAAGCACAACCACCUGCAACUGACGCCACUCCGAACAGCAACAUCAAUGGUGUGCCCGAUGUACCGCAACCAAGCCACAUUCCUGACGCAGAAGCCGAAGACUCGCCUUGGAAGCGUUUCGAGGUCAUAUCCGAGGCUCCGCCCGAUCAUGCAUUUUAUAGCUCUGUGCCGUCCCAACCAUCAAGACAAUUUCUCGCUCGAUUACAGAAGGAGUAUCGUGCGCUGACGAAUAGCUUGCCAGAUUCCAUCAUUGUACGCGCCUAUGAGGACCGGUCAGAUCUCCUUCGUUCGUUGAUAAUCGGUCCAGAGAACACGCCUUACGAGGAUGCACCUUUCGUAAUCGACUGGAUGCUAGACUCCAAUUUCCCGCAGAGCCCCCCUAUUGCCCACUUCCUGAGCUGGACGAAUGGCAAUGGACGUGUUAAUCCAAACUUGUAUGAAGAGGGAAAAGUAUGCCUGUCCAUUCUUGGGACUUGGGCCGGCGAUAGGAACGAGUCCUGGAGUCCUGCACGAUCAUCUCUUCUCCAAGCCCUCGUUUCGAUACAAGGCCUUGUUCUGGUCAAAGAACCAUGGUUCUGUGAGCCGGCAUACGAUAAACUGCGUGGUACCGAGGAGGGAAUCGUCAACAGCCGUCUAUACAGCGAGAAGGCAUACGUUCUCUCCCGUGGGUUUGUUCGCCGCUCUCUGGAAAUUCCGUUAGGAUCUCUCGAAGCCGAAAUUACGUGGCUGUACCGCAAACAGGGGCGUCUAGAAAAGGUUAUCAAGGACGCUCGUGCCCUUAUCGAGAAGAGUCAGUCAUCGGACGAUACAGCUGUAGACCGUGAGCGAGCGGUACCACGAUUGACGGCGGGGGGCAUAAUCACAUUGGGAAGGACUUUGGGGAAGUUGGAGGGUUUGCAGAGUAUGCCACCUUCGUGA
Messenger RNA from Stereum hirsutum FP-91666 SS1, 2742 nucleotides. RefSeq lists its product as uncharacterized. Bases 1 to 2742 code for a protein of 913 amino acids. The record is from RefSeq and is a predicted model, not a curated record. The transcript is spliced from 12 exons. Lineage: Eukaryota; Fungi; Basidiomycota; Agaricomycetes; Russulales; Stereaceae.